Messenger RNA from Striga hermonthica, 362 nucleotides. Lineage: Eukaryota; Viridiplantae; Streptophyta; Magnoliopsida; Lamiales; Orobanchaceae. The record is from the annotation of a GenBank genome assembly.
GAGUGCCACCGCAGGCAGGCGUGCAAGCUCCCUGUCAGCAGGUGGUGGCGAUGACCAGGGAGGAGAUGCAGAGGAUGGUGGCGGCCGCGGCGCGCAGGCAGUUCAACAAGGCACAAGUCACACGUCUCAUGCCACAACCGCGCUGGCCAUGGUGGUGGGAAGUCAGGAUAAGGAUGUGUCUUGCUAUGGAGAUAGAGGAGGUGUAAGGGAUCGUGCGAUGGAGAGGAUGGCGGAGCAGUUGCGCCAGUUACGGGAUAAGGUCGAGUGGAGGCCGGAGAGUAGAGCUCGAGGGAAAUUCUCGCGGCCCCUUUGCCAAAUAAUUUCAGGGAGACCAACUUGGUGUAUGAUGGGUCAUCUGACCU